This is a messenger RNA of Penicillium canescens, 1119 nucleotides long. RefSeq names its product small subunit rRNA maturation protein LCP5 (gene lcp5). Bases 1 to 1119 code for a protein of 372 amino acids. Gene Ontology annotation, biological process: maturation of SSU-rRNA from tricistronic rRNA transcript (SSU-rRNA, 5.8S rRNA, LSU-rRNA). The transcript has a single exon. The record is from RefSeq and is a predicted model, not a curated record. NCBI's taxonomy places the organism in Eukaryota, Fungi, Ascomycota, Eurotiomycetes, Eurotiales, Aspergillaceae. Gene Ontology annotation, cellular component: small-subunit processome; nucleolus.
AUGACUUCUCAGGUGCCCUCGCGCCCUUUGAAUUUGGCUGCACUGCUUGAGACUCUGAACUCAUGUCUAUCGAACACACCGACUUCUCUACCCAAGGCACACAAAGAUGCGCCUACCGAUGUCACGAUCGAGCCUCCGCAGGACGGCAUCUCCCUCCUCGACACCAAGAGCGAGAUCCUGCUUUCCUAUCUACACAACCUUGUUUUCCUGAUUAUUUUCCAAUUGCGACAAACCUCGAAGCAAAUCCCAAAAGAGAAGGCCCAAUCCGCGGACAACUCCCUCGAAGAUGAUAUUCGGAAGAAAUUGAUCGAGCUUCGGGUCUUCCUUGAGCGUGGUGUUCGCCCUCUCGAGGGACGCCUGAAGUACCAGGUAGAUAAGGUCAUCAAGGCCGCCGAGGAUGCGGAACGAUCUGAGAAGGCUCAGCCCACGAAGUCAAAGAGCCGCAAGGCCGCAAACUCGGAUAGUGAAGCGUCAGACGAUGAAAGUGGUAGCGAUGAUGAAGAGGAUAUUGAUGAAAUGGCCUAUCGUCCCAAUGUUUCUGCCUUCUCCAAGCAAGUCGCCGAGCAGAAGAAGGCCCAACCCUCCAAGGCAGCCGACGAGGGCCCUGGAGAUGGCAUUUACCGCCCUCCGAGGAUCAUGCCGACUUCUUUGCCUACGACAGAGCGUCGCGAACGCCAGGACCGCAGACCCCUUCGAUCCAAUGUCAUUGACGAAUUCGUCAGCGCUGAGAUGUCCUCUGCGCCUAUGGCUGAGCCCAGUAUUGGUAGCACAAUUAUCGAUGGUGGCCGAACGACAAAGUCGAAGAGAGACCGCGAGCGCGAAGCCGAGCGCACUACCUACGAAGAGACCAACUUUGUCCGUUUGCCGAAGGAGACCAAGAAAGACUUGGCCAAACGCGGUCGUGGAAAGGAUACCACAUUCGGAGGCGAUGAAUGGAAGGGUCUCAAUGAAGGCGCGGAUCAUAUUGAGCGCCUCACUCGGAGAGCCAAAGGCAGCGGUGCCGCGCUGGAGAAGAGCCGGAAACGAAAGGUUAACGAGGAUGGCCAACGUGGUGAUGGCGUGGGCAUGGGCCAAAUCUUCGAUAAGCGACGAAAGAAGGUCGACAGCUGGAAGCGGUAA